AUGGAUUCCUUCUUCUCCAAGCAGCAGCAGGUCGCGAUUUGGGAGAAGCGCGGAGCUUCAGGUUGUGCACCAGUGGACCCCGAGCUGGUCACCUCAAUCCGCGAAUGCGGACUAUUGCGUAAAGUCCCACUGGACCUGAACUUCGACGGAACCAUGCUCGCUAAGCUCAACUACUGCCUGCAGGAGUUUCGGAAGACGGUGCUGUCGGAGGACAAGAAGCCGAUGCUGAAGCAGGGCCUGAAACAUGACUUGGUGGAGCUGAUCAAGAAGACGCCUGAAGACUUUCUAAAGGGGCUGGAGCAGAUCCCACGGGAGCGGUACGAGGAUGCCCACGCGCUCCCCAUUUUCGUGCAGAAUCUCAUCAGUGCCCAAAAACUCGAUGUCGGUCCGACGUGGCACAAGUAUGCCCGCACCCUGCCUGCCUUCUUGCAGAAUCUCAUCGGCGUCCCUCCGGAAUUGGAAGCCUUGGCUAAAGAGCUCGCGAGGAGGAUUGCAACUGUCGUCGGUGGCACCGGUGAACCUUCAUCUUCUGUAUCCAAUGUGAGCAAUGCAAUUGUCCCUGACGGCCACUACCCGAAGACGAUCUGUUACAUCAAGGAGGCGCGGAUCUACACCGGCAACGGUGCAUGCACAGAGGUGCACAACGCCUAUGCAGCUUUCUGCAAGGGCCACCAAGAUAUGGAGAGCCGGCUCAUCCCUUUCUUCAGCAAGUUGGCGGCAGCCGAGGAUUCGCGUCGCAGGAUGACUUCAUGUUCGCCAUGUCUGGAGCAGGGGCUCCACCCCUUCGCCUUGAUCAUCUUGAUUCAUCGCCCGCACGCUGCUAACAUGGUCGAACGUCUUAUGCGCAUCGCUGCCGCCAAGCAGGUUUGGAGUCCUGAGAGGACGAAACGUACUUUGAGGAUCUUGGAGCACUGCAUGCCGAGGGUCAUUGAGGCCUUUCGCGAGUGGAUAACACCAGAUCGCAUUCCCACAGAGCUAUGGCCGAAGGUGUAUCCGAAUUUCCCUAACACCACAGGUGCCCAAACGUUGCUGACUCGCGUGCUCGAUGCGAUCCUUUUGAUCGAGGAUCCAACCAACGAGGAGUUCAAGCAGAAUGCGCGCGCUGUGCGGGAGCGCUGCAACGACGUGCAAGGUGAGCGCCUUGACUUUUUGCUCGAAGCGGUGAAUGCUUGGCUUCCCUUCCUCCACAGCCACAGCAGCGAUGAGAAUACGCAGCUUUACAAAGACUGCCAGUUCCUGCUGCUGCUCUUCCGAGCAGUGCACCUCCGCCGCAUCCUGAGGAUUGGAGGAUUCAAAGGACCGGGCAGGAAGGCUAUGAAAGCGAAGCUAGAGACGGUGACGUGGCAGAUCCUGCAGGCCAUUGACCCAAGCCUUGCGUCGAAGGAGACGAUCAUCAUGAAGAUUGAUGGAACCUGGCGCGACUGCACGAAGUACGUGCGCGACAGCCUUCAUCCAGCAGGAGAUGCGAUCUUGAUGGCUGCCAACGGCAAGGAUGUCACAACAUAUUUCAGUGCCUUUCAUGCACCAGGCACCAAGGCCCUGAUGAUGAAGGAAUGUCCAGAAGUCCGGAUCAAAGCCUGA
Messenger RNA from Symbiodinium sp. CCMP2592, 1581 nucleotides. The record is from the annotation of a GenBank genome assembly. Lineage: Eukaryota; Dinophyceae; Suessiales; Symbiodiniaceae.